UACUGCUAUUUUAAUUAUCUUUUGUAAAUUAAUCUCUGUUCCAAAUACAUUUUUGUUAAAUUAAUAAACAACCAAUUACGUUUACAUAAAUUGAAUAUGGUUCUUAUGAAACGUUUGUAGUUAAAUUAGUGAUUAAUCGUUUUAUUAUAAGAAUAGUAUACAAUUUAAUUGUGUUCAUUUUUCGAUUUAAAAAUGCGUUUUAAAUCGACAAUACUAAAAGAACUCGUGGACCAAUGUGUUGUUUGUAUUGGUUGGACAGGAUACGAUGAAAUCGUCAUUGGAAGAAGUGAUUUUACGCUCUCAAAAUGGAGCCAAGCCACAAAGGAAAUUAUUAAAUUAUGCGAUUUACCAGAUCAAUCAUAUCCUGUGGACUUGCAUAUGUUACCUAACGCGCAGAGAGCUACAAACAAGAUCGCAGGAACCGAACAAAUUCUAAUUACUUCGUCGAACGGCAAGUUACAUUUAAUGAGCAAGACUACGAAAGUUGAUAAAACCAUUGAUGCCCAUGAAGGAAAUGUAACGGUCGGAAAAUGGAGUCCAGAUGGUUCAACUUUACUGACAGCCGGAGAAGACGGUUGCAUGAAGAUAUGGUCCCGUAUCGGAAUGCUGAGGACGAAACUGGUCGUGAACGGCGAGCCGAUAAUGUCCGCCGACUGGAACUCGGAUUCGUCCAAGAUCGUGUACACUCAACACGACGCGCUGUGCAUUAAAUCGUUGAAAGCCAACGUGAAACCGAUCAGAAUACGGGCCCACGGUGAUCUUAUACACAAGGUGUCGUGGUGCAAAGCAAACGAACUCAUUGUAUCGGGAGGCGAAGACUGUUACUACAAGAUUUGGGACGAGUAUGGGAAUUCUGUAUUUACAAGCGAAAAAUGUACUCAUCCGGUCACAUCUUUAAGUUGGAAGUCGGACGGAAAUUUGCUAGCAGUGAGCUUUUACAGCACAAUUAUACUUUGUAAUCAAUACGGGACAGUUUUGUCAAUAGAUUACGUUGACUGCGGUAGUAUUUGUAACCUUUGUUGGUCACCGGACGGUACCCAAGUAGCCGCUGCUUGCGCCAACGGAAGAUUGAUGGUUUCCACUCUCAUAGAAAGAAGCGUUUCUCAACAUGAUUUCCAUGGUACAAUUAUAUCACGAAAGACAAUGGUCGUGAAAGACCUACUUAACGAAACUAAAGAAAAUCUUGAUUUUCCCGAACGUAUUGUUCACGCGGCCAUGAAGCAUAAUCAUUUAAUAGUUACCACGCGAACGCAGUGUUUUGUUUAUCAAAUUUCCAAUCUGAAUACGCCGCAAAUUAUCAAUUUAAAAGACGUACACGUGUUCAUGAUCGUUCUGACGAAAAAGUUCUUCGCUAUAUUCUCAACGAGCAAUGUGAACAUCUAUACGUUCGAUUGUAAAUUAGUCUCGUCUCCUAAAUGGCCGAGCAUGCAAUGCGACGCGAUCCAAAAGAGCCACGUAUCCAUGUCCGAUCAUAUGUUAGCCGUAAGGGACCAACUGAACGAUAAAUCGAUCCACGUUUUCGAAAUAGUACCGUUGAACGCGUUGCCCGGGAUAAAACACGGGUUCCCCGUUACCGAUGUUCAGCUGAUGACUACCAAAAGCCCGGACAAACGGUAUUUGGCGUUGAUCGAUUCGAGCAUGAACAUAUUCAUCGUUCACGUGGGACACAAGGAUGGUGUUGGAACGUACAAACUCGGUUCAAUGUUUCAUAGCAUGUGCUGGAACGAUCAAACGGAAUCCUUAGCCGCGCUCCAGUACACCAAUUUGAUAGUGUGGUACGACCCUUUGCUGCUGUUGAACGAUCAGAUCCUCGUGCGGAAGUCAUUGGAAAAAAGUGAUUUGAGUUUUUACGGGAAUAAGUUAAACAUCGAGUCUUACAACGAAAAUUUGGUGGGCUUGACCAACACGGACGGCGUCAAGAUUUACGUACAAGUGUCUCCGUACCUGGAAGCAAUGAAAAACUAUAUCGGUGCAGGCAAAUGGAUGGAAUGCCGGAACGUGUGCAGGAGUGUGAAGAACGAAGCUAUGUGGGCCCUUCUGGCUGGUGCCGCAGUGUCGGCCAAACAGUUGGACACCGCGGAAGAGUGUUUCCUCGCCAUCGGACAGAUCGAACGAGCCAUGUUUAUUCAACACAUUAAGACCAUGUCCGAUAGAACUGUCCAAGAGUCAUUGCUCGCUAUGCUCUCCGGGAAGAUAUCGGACGCUGAAUCGAUUCUGCUCAGGAAUGGGUACACGUUGAAAGCUAUCAUGUUUAAUAUUCAAAUACAUAAUUGGACAAGAGUUUUGGAAUUAGCGGUAAAACAUAAAAAAUACUUAAAUUUAGUUAUUUAUGAAAGAAGAAAAUAUUUAGAAUUUUAUAAAAAACAAGAAACAAAUGAAAAGUUUUUAAAAUACUCAAAUGUGGAAAUCGAUAAUGAAGAAAUCCUGAAAGAAAUCGAAAAUGAAGAACAUAUGUGAAAUAGUUUAUAAUAUAUUGCUCAUAUUACAGUAUAUAUAUUAUACAUGUUAUAAUUUUACUUUAAUCACGUAUUUAUUAUCUAUAACAUACAAUAGACACCUGGAUACAAAGAUACAAAUGUAAAUUACAUUAUGUAAUAUCAUUCCAACUCAGAAUUUUAUGAUAAAAGUUAGAGUAUUUUUUUGGAUUAGAUUUGUUCGAGUUUGUGCUCGAUUUUCAGCGUUUUUGUAGAAAAAUCAAAUAUCAUAUUUAAAAAAAUAAAGGUACUUGAAUACCUAUUUGUUUUUUUCAAUUGGUAUUUAGAUUCUUCCGGAAGAACAAAUAUUUUAUGUUAUUCAAACAGGUUAUAUUAAAUAAUUUAUGUAUACCUGUUCGUAAAAUAAAAAGUCUUGACUGACUUAUUCAUAAUGCACAGCCUAUAAUAUGAUAGUUAACGACUUGCAAUUUUCAACGUGUUUUUAUUAUAGUCUACGCAAGCAGUAAGAAAUAAUUUUAAAUAAUUUUUGAAAUAGACAAAAACCAAAAUUUAAGCAGUUGAAUUUUUAAGUUUUUCGUUUUCUCUACUUGUAAUCUUGCGACUCUAUAUCAUGUGACGUGU
This is a messenger RNA of Sipha flava (yellow sugarcane aphid), 3056 nucleotides long. RefSeq names its product intraflagellar transport protein 80 homolog (gene Oseg5). The transcript has 15 exons. The record is from RefSeq and is a predicted model, not a curated record. NCBI's taxonomy places the organism in Eukaryota, Metazoa, Arthropoda, Insecta, Hemiptera, Aphididae. Gene Ontology annotation, biological process: cilium assembly. Gene Ontology annotation, cellular component: centrosome; cilium; intraciliary transport particle B. Gene Ontology annotation, molecular function: protein binding. The coding region runs from base 193 to 2457 and encodes 754 amino acids.